Tachyglossus aculeatus (Australian echidna) is the source of this 1148-nucleotide messenger RNA. It is a transcript of the gene COMMD8, whose product is annotated as COMM domain containing 8. The record is from RefSeq and is a predicted model, not a curated record. The transcript is spliced from 5 exons. NCBI's taxonomy places the organism in Eukaryota, Metazoa, Chordata, Mammalia, Monotremata, Tachyglossidae. The coding region runs from base 7 to 705 and encodes 232 amino acids.
GAAUGAAUGAAAGGGCCCGGCGGCCGACUGGUCGCGUGCGCACGCGCGCCCUCUGUCACCCAGCGCGCCCGCGCCCGUCCGUCCGUCGGGGGUCACGUGGGCCCGGGGAGGAGGCUGGGCCGGCGUCACGUGACGCGCCCGCCGGCCUCGGCGAUGGAGGCGGAAGAGGGGGCGUCGCUAUGGCGACUCCAAAAGGUCCCGGCCGAGCUGGGCGCUCAGCUCCUGCACAGGGCAGUGGAUAGCCUCUGUGGUCGUGCCGCCCCCCAGGAUCAAAAUGGAGACCAACUUUGGGAUCCAGCCGAGUGGGAAGCCAUGCGGGAAGACAUCGCCGUAUUUUUCAAAACCACCGUGGGUCACGAUCGGCCCGAUGAAGAGGCCCUGCAGCAGUUGGGCCAGCUGAGCCCCGGGCUUCAGGAAACUGUUAUGCAGUGUUUGAAAGGCAGGAGAGAAGAGAUCAGGCAGGCCCUGCUAGGGGAGGUCACUGCAAUCUCCUCGGCCCAGCUGCAGGACUUUGACUGGCAACUAAAGCUCGCCCUCUCCAGUGAUAAGCUUGCCACACUGCAGAUGCCACUUCUGAAUCUCGACCUCGAUGUGCGAGAAAAUGGCGAAGUGAAACCAUAUUCCAUUGAGAUGAGCAAAGACGAGCUUCAGAAGCUCAUCAGUGCCCUGGAGGCCGCCAACAAGGUUGUCCUACAGUUGAAGUGAUGGUAGCGGGAGAUGGAUGCCUGCUGUGCCAGCUCCUCGCCGAGGGAGCAGAGGCUCUCCCCUGGACCGGACGGCCGAGUAGGCCUUGGCACCUCGAGAUGAGACCCACGGCAGCAAGCUGGCACAAGCCCCCAAAAGCCAAUCCACCAGACGGGCUCGUCGUGGGAAAUGAAGAUGCUCUAAAGGCCACAGUGGCAUUUUUGGUGUCUAAGAGGGAUUGUUAUGCCCCAUGAGUGAAAUAGGUGAUGAGCUUGUGCACAUUUGUGUUCUUCGGGCUUUCUGAAACCCAGAACUCUAGUACAAAGAUUUUUGAAAAUGUCAUCUCAACACACUAAUCUGAACCUAACCUGUAUAUUGCUAAAUCCCUUGUAUGUUAAUAGCCGUGUCUUGGGUUAUAGGUGCUUCGUGGGAAGAAUUAAAAUGGUUUGGAAAUCCAAGUGUUU